GCCACAAUCAAUGACUAGCAAUGUGCCAGCAACAUAAUCUGAUUUUAAUACCGCGUGAUAAUUCGAUAAAAGUUUUGUUUUAAUUUUAUAUAGUUAAAUUUAACAAAUUUACAAAUAGAAUUAAAAUGGAAGCAAAUGUCGUACCUUGCACUGCGUGGGUGAAAAAAGGUGUUGCUGCAGCUGUUCCUGAAAAAGUUGAAUUAAGGGUUGACGAGCUCGAAAAAAUUAUAAGGAAAACGAAAUCCGCUUUAAAAAGUGGAGAUGAAGAAUCUGAUGAAGAGGCGACUACCUCGCAAUCUAAAAUUAAACAAGAACCUUCUGCAACUGAUAGUACUGAUGAAUAUAACUUUGAAGCCUAUGAUAAUGAGGCUGACGAUAUGCAUUUUCACGUUGCUAACAUAGCUAGCUUUGGUACAGAUGGUAAAGAUCCUCUUAUAACAAAUGAUGAUGAUGAUUCAGAAAAAGAAGAUGACAUUAUCAAGAAUGAUGACAAUCUGAUAUUGAUUGGGCAUGUUGAGGGAGAUGCUAGCAUAUUAGAAGUAUUUGUAUACAAUGAGAAGGAAGGAUCUUUUUACUGCCAUCAUGAUAUACUUUUACCUUCAUUUCCAUUAUGUAUCGAAUGGCUCAAUUAUGAUGUUGCAGAUAUAAAACCAGGUAAUUUAUGUGCAAUUGGUAACAUGACUCCCAUAAUUGAAGUAUGGGAUUUGGAUUUAAUUGAUUGUUUAGAACCAGCCUAUAAACUAGGCUGUAAGCCAAAUAAAAAGAAGUUCCGGCAACGUAUUGGCCAUACAGAUGCAGUUUUGGACUUGGCAUGGAAUCAGAAUUUCACACAUAUUCUUGCCAGUGGCUCAGUAGAUGAAACAGUUUUAUUAUGGGACUUAGAAAAUUGUGCACCUGCGACCACACUAAAAUCAUUUAAUGAAAAAGUGCAAGCGCUAAAAUGGCAUCCACAGGAAACGCACCAUCUAUUGACAGGAUGUGCAGACAAAUUAGUAAGAUUAUUUGACUGCAAAGAAAGAACGCCACUUACACGAAGCUGGGAGAUGCAAGGGGAAGUGGAGAGAGUGAUAUGGAAUCAUUACGAUCCAAAUUAUUAUAUUGCCAGUACAGAUAAUGGUUAUAUACAAUAUUUUGAUAUAAGAAGUGACAAGUCUUUAUGGGAAAUAAAGGCUCAUGAAAAAGAAGUAACAGGUCUUUCCCUCAGCACAUCGUGUCGAGGCCUGUUAGUUUCCUGUUCGAACGACAGUGUAAUAAAAAUAUGGGAUCUUAAUCAACAAUCCCCUACUCUUUUAUCGGAAAAGGAGAAUAAUUUAGGCGCUAUACAAUGCCUCGCGGCGAAUCCAAAUAAUGGAUUUGUGUUUGCCGUUGGCGGAGAUAACAAAGCGCAUAAUUUCAAAGUGCUGAAUCUUAUGGAUAUACCUGCCGUGAAAGAGAGAUUUGCGAAUGCAAGCGCAUCGAGUAAUUUUGUAAUGAAAUUCAAACAAGAAGAAACGAUGGAUUUUACUGAAGACGUAUACUGAAGACUUAAUACGGAAAUUGAAAAUCUGGAAUCGUCAAGCGUGUAAACCAAGAAGAAAAAGGACAUUUGAAAUGUAUAGUAAAAGUACGUUACAUUAAAAUGAAGUGUUUUUGAAAUGUAAAUAAAUGAUCUUUUUACAUUU
Linepithema humile (Argentine ant) is the source of this 1661-nucleotide messenger RNA. It is a transcript of the gene nclb, whose product is annotated as no child left behind. Gene Ontology annotation, molecular function: protein binding. The record is from RefSeq and is a predicted model, not a curated record. Gene Ontology annotation, biological process: rRNA processing. NCBI's taxonomy places the organism in Eukaryota, Metazoa, Arthropoda, Insecta, Hymenoptera, Formicidae. Gene Ontology annotation, cellular component: nucleus.